This is a messenger RNA of Nicrophorus vespilloides, 2587 nucleotides long. RefSeq names its product probable glutamine--tRNA ligase. Gene Ontology annotation, biological process: translation; glutaminyl-tRNA aminoacylation. Gene Ontology annotation, cellular component: cytosol; aminoacyl-tRNA synthetase multienzyme complex; cytoplasm. NCBI's taxonomy places the organism in Eukaryota, Metazoa, Arthropoda, Insecta, Coleoptera, Silphidae. The coding region runs from base 194 to 2509 and encodes 771 amino acids. Gene Ontology annotation, molecular function: ATP binding; glutamine-tRNA ligase activity. The record is from RefSeq and is a predicted model, not a curated record. The transcript has 11 exons.
AAAGUAUAUUUUGUAAACGUGUUGCAAUUGGUUGAUUUGUGUACUUAACAGCGUGGCAUCGCGAUUGUCAAAUAAACCGAAAUCAGCCGAAAUUUAACAUCAUAUGGUUUGGUGUCAGAAUAGGUUAUAAAUAAAGAGUAUUUCUGACGGCGUGUAAUUGCCUACCUACCUUGUGUUAAGGUUCUCUAAAAAUAUGGCUCUGCAAGACGAGGAUUUAAUUAAAUCCUUCAUGUCCAUUGGCUUGAGUGAACAGAAAGCCAAAGAGACGCUGAAAAAUGUGAACGUGACGAAUACCCUAAAGUUGCUACUGAAGCAGGUUAGUGGUGUUGCCCUGUCUGAAGGGACUGGUAUGCUGAUCUAUCAUCUGGCAACAAAAACCAAGCCACAGAUCUGUGAGCAUCUUCCAUUUAUUGCCAAAUAUAUAGCCAGUAAGAAGUUGGAUUCAACUGUGAGAGUGGACAAGGCAAUUGAAUAUGUCCUGAGCCAUUUGCACAGCAUCAAAGAUGAUGAGUUUGAGAAGUUCUGUGGGGUGGGCAUUGUGGUCACACCAGAGCAAAUUGAGAAAGCUAUUGAGAAGCAAAUUGCCUCUGUUAAAAAUGAACUGUUGGAGAAGAGGUAUCGGUAUAACACUGGAUUGCUGAUGCAGAAAGUUAGGACUGAGUUACCAUGGGCUGAUGGUAAAGCCAUUAAGAGUGAAGUUGAUAUCCAGAUUCUAGAUUUGUUGGGACCAAAAGUUGAGGCAGAUUUAGCACCAGUUGCAAAAGAUAAGAAGGUCAAGGUGGCUGCAAAGGAAAAAGCGCCAGAGGUGAAAAAUAAUGUUAACACUGCUAGCAGUAACGCAUUGAGCAUUAUGGAUGUGAUGAAGAAAUUGAACUUCCACAAACCCGGUGAAAAUUUCAAAACUGAUGGAUACGUGGUGACUGAGAGGACGCAGGAGUUGAUGAAGCAGCAUCUGAAGUUGACCGGUGGUAAAGUGAAGACAAGGUUCCCGCCAGAGCCUAACGGUAUUCUGCACAUCGGUCACGCGAAGGCAAUCAAUAUCAAUUUCGGAUAUGCUGCUGCCAAUAGUGGCACAUGUUAUUUGCGUUACGACGAUACCAAUCCGGAAAAGGAGGAGGAGAAGUUCUUCGUUGGAAUCAAAGACAUCGUCGAAUGGUUGGGAUACAAACCGUCGAAGGUGACACAUUCUUCCGAUAACUUUGAUCAGCUGUACGAGUGGGCCGUGCAACUCAUCAAGGCGGAUCUCGCUUACGUCUGUCAUCAGACUGCUGAUGAGAUGAAAGGAUUCAAUCCUCCUCCAUCGCCUUACAGAAAUCGUCCGAUCGAAGAAAGUUUGCAGCUGUUUGAGGAUAUGAAAAAUGGAAAAAUGGAUGAGGGCGCGGCAACCUUAAGGAUGAAAGUCACUUUGGAGGAGGGUAAAAUGGAUCCGGUGGCGUACAGAGUAAAGUAUGCGCCCCAUCAUCGCACCGGAACUAAAUGGUGCAUUUACCCAACAUACGACUACACUCACUGCCUUUGCGACAGCAUCGAAAACAUCACUCACUCUCUUUGCACGAAAGAAUUCCAAUCUAGACGAUCAAGUUACUAUUGGUUGUGCAACGCUUUGAACAUCUACUGCCCCGUACAAUGGGAAUACGGUAGACUAAACGUCAAUUACACGGUGGUUUCGAAACGGAAAAUCGCUAAGCUAAUCGAAGAGAACAUCGUGAACGAUUGGGAUGAUCCUAGGUUGUAUACGUUGACGGCUCUACGUAGACGCGGUUUCCCCGCCGAAGCUAUUAACAAUUUCUGCGCUCAAUUGGGCGUGACGGGAGCGCAGAGCACGGUCGACCCGAGUAUGCUCGAAGCUUUCGUCAGAGACUACCUCAACAACACAGCCCCAAGGGUAAUGGCCGUGUUGGAUCCAUUGAAAAUCACUAUAACCAAUUAUCCUCAUGACAAGGCGACCACAGUAGAAGUUCCUAAUUUCCCGAACAAACCCGAAGCCGGAAACCACAACGUAGCGUUCGACAGAACUAUUUAUAUAGAGAGGGAUGAUUUCAUGGAGGUCGGUGAAAAGGGUUAUAGACGGCUUACCAAAACCCAGUCGGUCGGUCUUAGGCACGCUGGAUACGUGCUGGACGUGACGGAUGUGGUGAAGAACAAGCAAGGCGAUGUUGUCGAGGUAGUGUGCAAUUGCACAGCCGUAGAGAAGGCAGCCACGAAACCGAAGGCUUUCAUCCAUUGGGUCAGCGAUCCGGUGUCCGUCGAAAUCCGAAGCUACGCCAGCCUUUUCAAACAUAAAAACCCUGAGGAUCCAGCAGAAGUACCCGGCGGUUUUUUGAGCGACUGCAAUUUGGAUUCGCUUAGCAUAUCGACCGGAUACGCUGAUAAAUCGAUCCUAACUGCUAAGAUUUUUGAGAAGUUCCAGUUCGAACGGCUGGGAUUCUUCUCUGUCGAUCCCGACACGAAUAAGGACAUGAUCGUCUUCAACAAAACCGUUGGAUUGAAGGAGGACGCAGGCAAAUAGAUUUUGUCCAUUUUUAUAUGUGUAUACUAAAAAAAUGUCCAGUGAACAUCUCUUUUUUUAACUUAUUUCGGAAAUAAA